This is a messenger RNA of Scomber japonicus (chub mackerel), 357 nucleotides long. Its product is annotated as acylphosphatase-2-like. Lineage: Eukaryota; Metazoa; Chordata; Actinopteri; Scombriformes; Scombridae. Gene Ontology annotation, molecular function: acylphosphatase activity. Bases 1 to 300 code for a protein of 99 amino acids. The record is from RefSeq and is a predicted model, not a curated record. The transcript has 4 exons.
AUGGCAACAACUCAAAAACUCACUUCUCUCGAUUUUGAGAUUUUUGGGAAUGUGCAAGGUGUUUGCUUCAGAAUGUACACAGAGGAGGAGGGCCGGAGUCUGGGUCUGAGCGGCUGGGUGAAGAACACCAGGCAGGGCUCUGUGAUUGGUCAGGUUCAGGGACCUGCAGACAGAGUCAGUGAGAUGAAGUACUGGCUGGAGCACGUGGGCAGCCCGAGCUCUCGGAUCGACCGCGCCGUGUUCUCCAACCAGAAAGACAUUUCCAAACUGGAGCUGCACGGCUUCUCCACCCAAUACUGAGCUUACUCACACACUUCCUGUUGUUACAAUAAAUUAAUACAAACUGUAGAAGAAGAA